CAAAUUUCUCCAAAACUCUACACGUACCUUCGAUUGCCACCUUCCCUUAAGCAAUUGCAGACAUGGCCGAUCUCUACGAUUGGGAGUCGCGAUAUGGAGUAACCACCCGCACUGGGAAUGGCCAAUUUGAUCAAGUCCUUGGACUUUCCCAAGGGAUCAUCAAUGAGAACUUUGUAAAGCUCUAUGACAUGUAUGAUGAGCUGAAGAAGUACUACUUCAGUGAAGCUGGAAUCGGAAAGAUCGACGCAGAACUAGAUGCGCCAAAACUUCUCAUCCCGAGCGGAAAACUUGCGACCAAUUACACCAACGUCCUAUUUCAGGUUCGAUUCAAGUCCGGAUCGCUCACCAACAACACCGACAGGCUUGUGAUACCUGAUCUCAAAGGUUGGUCAAUUGCAGUUGCUGUGGAGGUCGUAGGCGAAGACCUCAGCACCGACAAGAUCACGGAUCCGAACGUGAUAGCCUCAAGGAUAGCCAAGAAAGAAUGGCUUGCUGAGAACUUUGAGGUUCCGAAUGACUACUCAAUCGAGCGCUUGUACGCCAAGUUGUCUUCGGCAAAGUGGCAGAGUUUUGACAAGAACAAUUCGUAUGCUGGCGUGGAUGAACAUGGCAACCCAGUUACUCUUGAAUCUUGGUCGCUCAAAGAAGAGAACCAGUCGGCUGGCCGUCUUCUUACCUUCAUGCUGGGAGAAUGGGCGGCUAAGCAAGAUAAGCUCGGGAAGAAUGCCGUUGGCCUCUCUUUCAAACUUCCCAAAGCAACGACGGGCGAAGCAACCUUUGAACCCACUGCGAUGAUGCACCAAGUUUACCCGUACAAGUCCAGCAAACAAGGUGCCCCCGAUGGCUCGACAGGCUACGACGGUGCAGCAAAUUCCAACUGCUUGCUCUACUGUGAGAUGGUUAAUAAUCACCCCAUGCCCGAUGAUCUGCGCGUCGUGUGGUCAGGCAAUUACGCCACCCAGUUCCUCUCCGACGAGCACAAAGCGAUCAAAGGAAGCUUUGUCAUGAAUCGCGCAGUAUUUCUUGAGAAGUAUCUUCUGACCGAAUUUAGAGCGCUCAACCAGGCGUCCGAUAUUGUUCAUUCAGCCCCGCGCUUUGAGAUCGACCAAAAGGACCAGAAAAGCGCCUGCUUCACUCCGUACGGUGUGGGCUAUGACAGCGCUCAUCCGACAGAUAACGGCGGGGCUUAUAAUUUCACUACAGAAUAUGAUCCUCAGGACCCACGUUUACCUGUUCGUUGUGUGUGGACUAAGAAGAACCCUCCAAGUGGCGAUUACGCCGUUGGGCCGGUGAAGCAGGAGAGCAGUGAGGAGAACUGUUCUGGAAAGGCGUGGACUAGAGAUGAGAUGCGGACGGAAGUCAACUGGAAGGCUGGAUCCAACGAGAUCGUCAUUAGCGGGAAGGCGACUGCUUUUGAAAAUGGGCAGUGGACCAGGUUCAGGAGUGAUGAUUUCAACGACCCGUGGGCGUACUUCUAUGAUCAAUACGAGGCCAAUUGGAAGGUCUCGAUUUUCAUCGAGCCCGUCGAGGAUGUUCCCAAACCCGGCGCUGCGCCAGUUUCCAAGCUUAGUGUCCGCCACACAUUCGAUGCAAAGGAUGUUUCUGUGAAGUUCACACCUAACCAGAAGAAUAUCAAAGUCACGGGGAGAGACGAAGAGAUGCGGCGUUUCAUCGAAGAGCGUCUGAAAGAGAAAAUUCCUCGAAUCAUGGAAAACAUCCGUCGAAAGUUCGAGGGCGCUGGCCGCUUCGUCUAUCCAGGCAACGGGAGACUCAUCUUCACAAACCCGGUCAUCAAUAAAUGGGGUGACUUGUUGGCAGAAGUCAACUACAGAAAACUGGAGAAGAGCGAAUGGAUCGUGGUGCCUACCUUGAAGGACUCCAUUCCGGCCCCUAGGGUAGAACCCAGCAAGACGGGCCAAGGUGUCAUUUCGCGAAUUGCAGGAAAGUUUUGGCUCACGUGGACCGUCGGCCCUUCACCGAUUGCAAAUGAUCCGGACGCCAAGGUGAGCCUAAGAGCUACCAAUAGCAACCCUGAUGCAGUAUACUUGAACGCACUGUCGUUUGGAUUCAAGUCUGGGGGACGUGGAGGUGCCUUGUUUGCCGCGGAGACCUUUGUACGCCUUGAGAAGGGAGCGCAGCCGGCGACAGCAGGCAAAGCUGGUGAUGCUUCUGACACUAAGUCCAGUACCAGCGCCUCUACUGCCGGUACCACUGUUACUCCUAAGCCUGCUAGUACCACCGCACCCCUCACACCGACUGUCUCUGGCAACACUUCAGCAACGCCUUCCGGUGCAGGUGCUGAGACUCAUCUUGGGCUCGGUGAGAAGGCUACAACAGGUGGUUCAGACACAGGGGCUGAGACCCCCGCAACACCCAAGAGAUCAAGCAAAGUGAACGAAGUUGAGCUGCUCCAGUCCUCUGGCCCGCCGGCCCGCAGGCUAGAGUGCAACAUGGUCGAGGCCGGCAAAGGCUUCAACAAAUGGGUGGUCAAGAUCGUCCCGGGUACGGAGAAGGUUAUCAAAAUGGAACCAGGCGCUUGGGUUGAGAUUGUGUUUAAUGGCAGAGUGAAUGGAGCAUCAGCUUACGAGAUCGAUGUCGACGAGGAUUGGAAGGAUGACAAGGGAGAGUCGCAGGGACAUUUUGGCAAACCGAUUGGCAUUGUGGUCAAGUCUUGAACAGAACUUUGAUGCGGUGGAUGUCACAGAGCAUAUUUGAGUGUCACUUUACAUAGUCCUUUUUUAGUAAUUCCUUUGCCUCUGUCUACACAUAACGGCUGCUAUGUUUCUCUCGCGAACAAAG
This is a messenger RNA of Cucurbitaria berberidis CBS 394.84, 2799 nucleotides long. RefSeq lists its product as uncharacterized. The record is from RefSeq and is a predicted model, not a curated record. Lineage: Eukaryota; Fungi; Ascomycota; Dothideomycetes; Pleosporales; Cucurbitariaceae. The coding region runs from base 63 to 2675 and encodes 870 amino acids. The transcript has 8 exons.